GUUUGUCAUUGUCGUUAAACGUAUUGUUGUGUAGUAAUGCAAUUAUCCGGUGGCAAGUUGUUUAUUGUUUACCUAUUAUAGAAUCAAUUGCGGGAUAAACAUAUUUCUGUGAUCUGCUUUCAUUUGUUUAGAAGAAAUUUGUUUAGAAGAAAUUUGUUUACGCGACCUAAUCGCGUCAUUUUCACUUCUAGAAAGGCCUACUAGAUGGACCCGAUUUACGUGCAGUGAAGAAAUUUCAAGUGUGUGACGUUAUGAUCGAGUUAAACGUGAUACAUCUCGCACUGGUAAAAUAAUACCCGGUCGGUGCGAGUGGUGUCGUAGUCGCUGUUAGUACAUCAUAACCCGCAGCUGAUCCCAACAACAAAGUCACCGAAAGAUCACCUUUUGUGGUUUUCUCGGCUAGGCUCGGCUGGUUUGUGCAAUGCUUUAGGAUAGGAUUAUUAGUUCGGUACUUCGCAUUACACAUACGACGUGUGGACGGGUUUUAGGUGGUUGGUUAGUGUCUAUGCCUUCGGUGCCGAUCUCCGGCACGUUUACGUUGGGUGUUCUGUUAGUUCAACUGAAUAAUUGAUGAUUACUCAGGUGGUUCUAACGCGAGCAGUGUGUUAUGUAACGUAGGAUCUGUUUUGUUACUAGUUUGUUGUUUUUAUGUGCGCCAGUGAAAAGUGCGUGUGUCGGAGCGAGUGAUGAAUAAAAUGUAAAUCGCAAUGUUGAAUGAACUGUUACUGGAUUGAUCUUCGAAGUUAGUAUCAAUUCACACAGUUUUUUCCUGUGCCGGCUUCAAAGUGCUUUUACAGUACUCACUAACUAGUUGAAGUGAUCUAAAAGCGAGAAGAAACAAAAAAUAACAUCCCACAACAAGUUAAUCAUCAACAACGCGACUCUCGGCUUGUCCUCCAAAGUCCACAACACCAUAUCGAAUCUGGUGGUGGAAGAGUUUAGUUUUGAACUUUUUUUUUUGCUUUGCGGACCAACCGGUGACAACAACCAACAACAGAGACAUCAUCAUGUCCGUCGAUUUCGCGUCGACCGUCGACAUCACUACGAUCAGAGAUGAGGAUCUGCUCCGGAAACUGUGGCACGACGCACAGGACUUCGGCCGCAAGCGGGAGAUCCGUGCGCAUAUGUACAAGCUGCGCGAGGAGCGCCUGAAAGCCCUGUACUCGCAGAUAGAAACCCCUCCACUUCAGACCAUCAUGGAGCAGCAGCAGAACAACAUUAGCAGCAAGUAUGGCCUAUCGAAAACCACGGUCACCGGCAGCCACGGGGAUUCGCUGGCCGACCAGAGCUUCGAAAGUUUGAAAUCCAAGGAAGUGCGGGACUCGGAAAGUCCCACGCGUUUCGGAACCGUCAUCCCGUCCGACAACAGCGGCUGGCACGUCACCAAAUCGGAAGAGGUUAGCGCCGAUGGUACGACACACACGGUACGCAGCUCUGCGACCACCGAAGGUACCAAGGACGUUGAGGGUGGGCGAACUUCGUUCGCCGGUAAAAACGAGGAAGCUCACAGCGAACGCUUAGUCGUGGGCGAUGGCGAUAACUAUGUUCGAAAUAAAAAUCACGAAUCUGCGACUUUUCUGGCUGAGAAUGGUGUAUUUACGAGCGACGAUGGAAGCCAGGUGAAGACGUCGAAGUCUACGUCGGUAACUUCGUCCUCUUCGCGGAUGGUUAGUUCGCAUAAGGUUGUCGGCGAAUCGGAGCCGGAAGCUCCUACCAUACUGGGAGGGUUGACCGUAACGGUUUGGGACUCGAAAAAUGAUCCUUUUGGUCCUCAGUCUGAGUCUGAACCGGUGAUAACUAGGUCAAGGACCCAUUACGUCAGUCCGCAGCCAGAAUCAGAGUCGCUGGAAUUUUUGUCAAAGCUGUCCACGAAUGUUUUUGAUUCCAGUAGCGAACGCGUUAGUCAGCAGCAGCAGUCUAGCAGUGUUCGUGAAGAACAGGUGGUGCACACACACGAAACGGAUGGAAGUAGUAACAGCAAGUAUGAUCGAGCGGCUGAGGCGCGCCUUGCUGAGGUGAUGAGAUUGAUGGAUCAACCCGGGGAAGUAUUGAAGCGCGAAGUGACGAUAGUAAAUCCUACUACGAGAGAGAUAGUUACAACGAAGAAAACUGACGAUGGAACGAUUGUGACGCUAAAGACAUACGAAAAGAUUGAACAGGAUCAGCCGAGUAGUUCAAAAGUUGUGAAAGAUUAUCAGGUGGCGAGUAGCUCCGGUGCAAUUCCUAAAGUUGGUCGAGAAGAAACAGAUUAUCGUUCCUCGAAACGGGAUAUUGCUGGGAAGGUAACAAAUCAGCAGUUCAUCGUGGAAGAACGUUCGGACAGUCAACGAAGCGAGCAGAUUAAGAAACAGCAGGAGAUGAGUACGCUUCAGAAGAUCUCCAUGGACGUCGAUGCGGCACAUGAAUCGUUCGCCCGUUCGCUGCGAUGCGCUUCUCCAACCGGAAGCGUCCGCUCGGUUCAUUCAACGUCCGGUCGAUCGAGUGUCAGUCCAGAUAAAUCAUCCCGUGGUAGACGGUCGCCUUCGCGAGACUCCGAUACUAGUCGGUACAGUACGCUAACAACGACUCGUUCCAGCAGAACGGAGGACUACAUGAAACCAACGAUCACAUCGGAGCGUAAACAGUCUAGCUACAAGGAAUCUACGAUUCAGGAGUCUAGCUUGAUGGAAGCUUACGAUACGGUGGAUAAAACAAAAUUGAAAGAGCGUUCGCUUAGCCCGAAAAAAGUUCCGCAGAAUUCGCCGGACACAACGCCAAGGGGUCCGUCUCCUGAUAAGCUAUCCAGGCAGGUUUCUCCAAGCAAAACUCCUAAGGAGUCGUCGCCGUUUUGCUCGGUCGACAGCUCACGGGAUGCAUCUCCGAUUAAGAGGAGUGAGUCUCCGACUAAGAACGCCUCUGCGAAGUUGGUUCGCGAAGACUCGUCGGAAACCUUUAAUGUUGAUACAACCAUUACCAUUUCCACUAAGGACAAACUUCAACAACAGGUUGUUCGGGAAGAUGUUGAAGUUUUCGAUACGAAGAGUAAAAUUACUGACUUGGAUGAUAUCACCGUGAAGGUGAAGUUGGAGAACCUGACCGACGAUGUUGAAGUGACUACGACCGUUGAAGAGAUUGAUGUAACCAAGAAAGAAACGGCUGAAAAGGAGACUACCAAGGUAACCAAGACUCCGAAGAAGAAACCACCGCUGAUUCGUAGCGAAACUUUCGAGGAACGUUGCCGUAAAAUUCUUGGCAUGCCCGGAUCGACACCGGAUCAAGUAGAGGAAAAGGUUGAACCGGACACUCCAAGCAUCUUCAGCACGUACGACAAUACAUUGACCCGUAGCUCGGAGACCCGCGAGAAACGUAAGAAAGUCGAACAGGAGAUCAAAACGGUCGAAUCCGAAACGAAACGAAGCUCUCGAAAGACGGAAGAUUUCCUUAAAAAUGAGCGAAGUGUUGAAACUAAAAAUGUAUCUCCCAUUAGACGUCCGGUCGAGCAAGUCAAGGAGCCUUCCCCGGUUCGUAAGGUGCCCUCGAAGGAAGCAUCUCCUGCGAAAGCAGUUUCUCCGGUUCGUAAACCGUCCCAACCAUCCCCUGAACGUCGCCCUCUACAGCAUUCGAAGGAAACAUCACCAGCUAGGAAGUAUUCUCAACCCUCUCCGGAACGACGACCCAAGGACGCUAGUCCAGUUGAAAAAAUCUCGAAACCUAAGGAGGUGUCCCCUGUGCGAAAGCACUCUCAACCAUCACCAGAUCGACGUCCGAAGGAUCAAACUUCACCGGUGAAGCUUCUCGAGACGAAGGAACCAUCACCGACAGUUCGCAAACCUUCACAGUCCUCUCCCGAACGCCAUCCGAAAGAGUCCGAAUCUCCCAGGAAAGGAUCACCUGCUAGAUGUUCCCGUUCGCACGAACGUUCACCCGGUCCUGUUGAAGUACCCUCGAAAUCUCCUGUUCGCCGCAAACCGUCAGCUGGAUCGCCAACGCGUAAGCCUACCGAGACUUCGAUAACGAAAACAACUUCUUCGAAGGCCGACAUCCUUGUCAACCAGAAAAAGGAAGACAAGAACAUCUCCGUCACCGAGAUAACCAUUCAACCGAUAAUCGAAACGAAAAAAUCCGAUAAGGUUCUUACCAAGCAGACUUCCGAUAGUCGAUUUGAACGUCGGACGGCCAGCAGCCGCGUGAUGACGAACAAGAGCACUUCCGAUUUCGAUGUCAAACGUAGAACUACAAAUGACAAGUCGGAAACUGUCGUCGUCGACAGAACGACGGCUCGCGUAGCAGCAGGCAAGCCAAGAACUCCGGCAACGAGUCCCGAUAAGCGUCGACCACAGGAUGUGAGUCCUACGAAAACAACGGACAAACCGAAGCAUCAUAUAACCGUAGCGAAGAUCAAGAUUGAACCGGUUCGUAAACCGGUUCAGAGUAGGGUAACUGCCGACGAUAGAUCUGGCCGAACUAUGACGACAACAAAGACAACUAAAACGGCGAAAAAAGUGAUUGAAAACUAUACGGAACCGGAGUCGGAUAAAGAUACCGGUAUCUCGGAUGAUGAAGCAGAUGAUGCGACGGUGACGACCGUAGAGACUACGACCACUACAGUAACGACUACUAGAAAACAACCGUCUACCGAUCGGAAGGAUUCGGCUCCCGUUUAUCGAACAACUGGAAAAGUAGAAAAGAGCUACGCACGAUCAUCCAGCGAUAACGUUUUCAAAUCGUCCAUUCCUACCACAAAGAAGAUCCAGCCGACGAAGAUGGCAGCCACUUCGUCAACUCCAACGAAGAAAACCGACCGCCCCGUCAAAUGCGUAACCACGAAAACGAUCAACCUCUCCACAAAACCCACCAUCGCCUCGGACAACCUAGACAACGUAGUGAUCGACAUCCAGCAGGCAAAAUCCUCCCGUGAACCAACCCCGAACAAACUGAUCCCGAUUCCGGUUUCGCCGGACGAAGACACCGGUAAGCCACGCUACCCGGACGCCGUUCAGGAACCGGAUGACGAACCUCGGCGUCGUGAGCCGAAAGUUAACAACAUCCCGAUCUUCGAGGAAGCCACCAACGAGUACGUCGGUUGUGAAAUCACCGAAGUUGAGGAUCAUGAGGUCCGAGCGGCUCGAGCCUGUCGCAUAACCAAUCUGGAUCGGGUGACGGAGGAUGAUGAGUCGCUGUUGAGCGUGACGCAGAAAGUUUCGAAGUUUGUUGAGGAAGCGAAUAAGUUGAAGGAUGUUCCCACGACGAAGAUGCCGAAUCGGUUCGUUCGUCAUGAGUACGAGGAGCUGGAUGAGCAUUUGAAGUCGGAUGAGUGUUUGCUGAGUGUUUCCGAUAAGGUAACGAAGUUUAUUUCGACGGCUGAAGAGGUGAAGAAGAUUAAAACGUCGGGGCCGUUCGUGCCGGAGUGUAAGGUGACGGUUGACGUCGCUGGGUCGGAUGAAUGCUUGCUCAGUGUUAACGAGAAGGUUUCCAAGUUUGGUGAUAGCGGUAGCAAGACGACGUUGGAUGUACUGACUACAUCCGUAACGUCAACGGCCACCGAUGAAAUGGAUAGAUCGUUGAUUUCCGAGAAUGAAGAAUCGCUUGUGAGUGUUUCGGAGAAAAAGAAAAAGUUCAUUUCGACGUCGAAUGUUCCACAAAAGUCACCGGAAUUGGUUAAGAAUGUGAUGAAGCAGACUAGUCGACAGGAGAGAAACGUUGACGAGUCGGCGAGCCUGGAGAGUGAUCAGAAGACCACCAACAUCACGGAACGGUAUACGACGGCAACUUUGACGAAACCGCGGGACAAGGUUCCGCAGGGUGUUGGCCUCCGUAGUACGGAAGCCGUAAAGAAAGCUAAGGAGAUCUUCGAAAACGGUGGAAAGGCAGCGACUGCCGAAACGGCUAGACACAAGGAUAUUCUAAGCCGUCCGUCAGUGUGGGAGGAUCGUCGUAAGAAGGACCAGACAUCAACGGUGAUGACGGAAAAAGUACAAACCAAAACGGCUCAGGCGGAAAAGACGUCGCUUAAAGACGUCAAACUGACCGAUAUCGGAGUGUACAAGAGAACUAAGGCAGAGCCCGAGCCGAAACAGGAACCGGUAGAAGUUAAGCAGGAACUUCCCAAGACUCGGCGAGGCAGUGGAACUCCACAAACUCCAGUCUAUAUUCGUGAUACUGUGUCCACGAAGAAAGAUAUGUUUGAGAAACGAAUUUCUUCUUCGAAAAUUGACACAUCCGAGUUGAUAAAGUCGACGGCUUCGCAGGAGGACAGUUACGAGUUUGCGAACAACAGUAAGCGUUCCUCGAUCGCAGACAAAUACGAGCGAUCGAUCUCCCGGGAUACCCCGACUCUAGGGAACAAACCAUCCUACAUGAAUCACACGGUUAGUUCGCUGGAACACAUGAACAACACCAGCCGUCGGGAGUCCAUAGAUAACACGCAACGUAUCGCUAGGGUAGAGGAUCAACCGCAUCAACAGGAAGCUACAGUCAAGACGACUAGCAAGUUCGGCGUCGAAUUGAAGCGAACCGAUUCCGGCCGAAACGUGAUCCCUGCGCCGACGAAGCGCAAGAGUUCAGUUGACGCUCCACUUAUCGAGGAAAUGUUCGACCUAGCCAGUUUGGAGAAAAUGCUCGAAACGGUUACAGGCUACGAACAGCGUAGACGAAUUCGGGCUCAAAUUAGGUUGGUGAAAAAAUCGAACGAAAGACCAACGGUAACAACGACUACAACGACAACCACGACUUUAAGGACCAACAGAGUUCGCGACGCAAGCCCGAAGCGGAAGGAAUCUAGUCCAACUAGACGGAAUACGGACAGUAAGAUCACCAAAACGGUAGAGAUCGAAAAGAAGUCCGAACCUUUACAACGAAGCGCAAGUCCGACUAAACCGAAACCCGUCACGAAUACGAAGACUACUACAGCCACGACUUCCACCACGAACGCCGCUAAAACUACGAAGCUAAACGAAAGGGUCACCCUGAACGAACCGAAAGAGGAUAAACCAAUUUGGGCUACGAGCAACAUCCUGAAGAAAGCAUCGGAAACUACACGCAGCUACAAAACUAUUUCGACUAUGAGCAGCGCCAAAAAAACCACGGCGUCAUCAUCAACCAUGCGAGAGCAACCGAAAGAGAGCAAACCGACUGAUUGUAUAACUUCCAGCUACGGAGUUGGCCCGACGGAUGAAAACGGCCUGCCGCUGUUCGGUAUUCGUGCACUGAAGAAAAAGUCGGCUGCACCUCCGCAGGAGACAGAAACGACCUCCAAAAUCACGGGGACAUUCGUUACGGAGACUCUCUACUCGGAGAAUGGAUCGGCUCCGGUUGGCGAACGUAAAACUACGGUGUAUUCUUCGGACGCGAAAGACUUGGAAGAUUUUAACCUCUCGAGCAGUAAGCGAAACCUGGCAGAAGUUCGCGAGAAGCUUCUGGAGCGGGAGAACUCCCGCAAGGGAUUGAUUUCCGUGACAAAAACGGAGAAGAUCAACAACGGAAGUAGCAGCCACGUCGCAACGGAGAUCGGUACCCUGGAAGAUUUACCGCAGAGAGAAGCCAAGAUCCUUCGUAAGGGUUCGGUCAAAGAACUCACCGAACGAUUCGUCCACAAGGAGUCCUCAUCUUCGCUGCUUUCGGAGAAAUCCUACCCAAAAGCUGGUCUGAUUCUACGAUCCACACAGAGCCACUCGAGUCGUUCGUCGACACCGUGCGAAAUCAGUUCGGUACGUUCCGGUUCGGUGGAUUUCGACGAAAAUGACAUCGAACUGCGUACCUCCUCCACGUCCAAAUCGACGGUUCGCGAGAGUUUGAUGACGAGUUCCAGCGCGACGGCGGAUCAGGAAGAGCUCGAAGAUGGUGUUGUUUUCCGCAAGAGUCAAAGCAGCAGCAGCACCAGACAGACGCGAUCAUUCCUGAACGAUGGUAGCCGUGUAUCUGGGGUUCAGGACGUGCUGGAGCGAAUGCGGAAUGCUGAUAAUGUGGAAGAAAUCGGUGACAACGUGGAAGACCGCGAGGCACGCGCUCUGUUGAACAAGUUCCUCGGUGCUUCCGUACUAAUGAGCGGCAUGGAGUCAAUGAUCGCCAGCGGGGUUAAGGAAGAAUCGUCGACUGUCGAAAGUACGCCCACCACGAAAAAGGUCUCCAAAGUAACUUCAACCCGUACUGUGAAGUCCAACGCUUCGUCUUCAACCUCCUCGAAUAGCGCGUCCAAGCCGAGUAUCGACAAUCUAGAUCAAAUCUGGGACGAAGCUGUACUCAAACAGUUGCUGGAUUCUUCCACAAACUACGAGGAACGUCGUAAGAUCCGUGCACGCCUCCGACAAAUCAUGGCCGAGAAAGAAGCCUGUGUCGACAUCGUGGCCAGCGUAACAGCCGACCUUCAGCGAGAACGUCAACAGUUACAACAACAACAACAGCAGCAACGGAAACAGACCGCCAGUGACUCCAACAGCAACGGUAGUGGUGGCAUUCAGGGUGAGUCACUCCUGCUACCCCUGCUGCAGGGUAUUUUGUUGCACAAUAAAGGUGGUGGCGGCGGUGGCACCAGCGGUGCCCUCGGGUCUACGGCCGUCUCACUAGCCAUCCCACCGGUGGAAGACUCCGGCACAGAAUCGGGCGAAGACCUACGGCUUCUGGCGGCCGGAUUGCAUGACAAUAUUGAGAUGUAUCGUGGUAUUGGUGUCGGUGGUAGUGCUGUUUCCGCAACCAUCGCCACCGCUGGUGGUGGUGUUGGUGGUGGCGGUAUUAGUGGUGAUGGUAGUAGUGUUAGUAAUGGUAGUCGGCACGAGGAUAAUGGUGGUGAUAAUAUUAUGCACGAAGUUACAGCUGCCCUUGAACGUUUGCAACUUUCGCUUAGAGAUGGGAAGGAUAUUAAUUUAGAGAUGAAUAAGCGGAAUGCUCUGUUGACGCUUGUGUGUCGGCUUCAGGCCGGUUUGCUUCAGCCGGACAAACUUCCGGAGCAGGUUUCUCCCGCGGAGGAACUGAACGGGACGGAAGAUUCGAACAAUAUUAAUCAAGCUCGUCGAGGAAGUGGACGGUUCGCAAAAAGAAGAAACCGGAAUAAUCGGCAUACGGUUGGAGUUAGCCGAGAGGAGUUGGCAGAUGCCCGUCGAUUUAUCGAAGAGAUUGGACGCAUCGGAGAUCUGUCUUCACAUUCUACUUCGGCAACUCCGGAGAAGUCUAAAACGCCAGAAAAAUCUCCACAAGCACCGUACUCCCUUCAGAAGCAACAAUCAUUCGGAACAGGUCUCCCGGCUGAAACGGUAGUUCCUGGACCGGUUUUCGCCAUGAAACGCCCCAGUCAAUUCGUUCCAAAAGAGAUGCAGGACCUGAAGCCCGUCGUUAAACUUAAUGAUCGUAAAGCCAAGCAGAAGCUGUUCCGUCAAUCGCAAAGCUUCGACCAGUCGUCGAUGGAUGAUGUAGAACCGGUUGUCGUCCAGCACAAACCGAUCGAUGUGAAGCCUUUAACUAAUCGAAGCGACCCCUUCAAAAAACCCGUUCAAACGGCUGCUCAGCGGGCUCUGGUGAAGAAGUACUCCUUCAACGAUGGAUCCAGUUCCGAGGAGGAUGAACCUCGUAAAACCGCCGAACAGGUGGUGCUUCAGAAGAAUACCAACAAAGGAUCGGCGGUUGUUAACACCGUCCAGAAGAUGGUGAAUCGUGAAGUGAAACCGGCUAGCCACAGCGGAGUCCAUAGAUCGGUGGGGUCUCAGCAAACCCGCGAUGGUCACGCGGUCGGAAAUGAAACAGCUAAACCAAUGAAUAAGUAUACUAGUAAGAAGCUUCGGAUGAAGCGUGCGAAUACGAUAGAUAUUCCGAAGAAAUUGCCAAAUAAUGGAAUGGAUAGUGAUGAUGAUAGCGAUGAAGAUAAGCGAGCUGUCGUCAAUCGUCCACGGGAGGUUAAGGCUAAAACAUCACUCGCUGUCAAGCCGACGGCUGAGGUACCGGACUUUAAGCCAAAAACCGAGAACGACAAGAAGUUUAUGGCUUUCCUUCAGAAACAGAAUCAAUCCGGAAGACAGAUGUGGACCAAUCCGGUGAAGGAGCACGUUGGGGGCAACAAUUGGACUAGCAAGUUUGAUAAUUUGAAGCAUAAUUUUGAAAACGCUGAUAAGCUUAGUAAGGUGGCUUCUCCUGUGAAGAAUUCAGCUCCUAAGAAUUCAGCAAUGAACUUUUGGAAGAAGGCUGAAAGUGCGUCCUUCGAUGAGGUAAAGAUGAAGCCUCCAAAACACUCGGCAUGUGUCCAAAACUACGGCUCUCCGAAGACGGCAGCUCAACAGAAAUUGCCUUCCAAACCGAUCGGUCCGGUUUACCAAUCAAGUCUCAGCAAGACUAAAACACCUGCUCGAUCGAACUCCCAACCAACUGGUAGUAGCUGCUAUCCUGCUUCCAAACCACCAGUCUCAACGAGCAGCGCCUCUCCCUCCAACCAAUUCACACACGCCCCAACAUCCGCCUUCAAACCGAUCGCUAGGAAGCCCGCUCCGAUGAACUUAGACUUUAAGCCAUCGCACCACGAACCGGAAAUCGUGAAACCAAUCCCGGCUAACGUUUCCUGUGGCAUUGUGAAACAAAUAGUCGCUUCCGGAUUUAAGGAAACACCCGAGAUCAAACCGGAACCGAUGCAGGUUCAGUUGGGGCUCGUCAAAUCCCUUGCAGCCGCCGGGUACCACGAAACGCCCUUCGUUCCUCCGCCGAAAAUCGAACGAACUCCGACGCAUCACGUCCUGAAUUACCAAGCGAAACCGGAGCGUGGAGAGUCUCCCACGCCCGCCGCUCCUUGGAUUGGUAAGAGGUCGGGUGUGGAGAGCACUAGUAGAGUGGCCAGUAUAGCUAAUAGCAAAUUUACGGCGAAUCAGUUCGGGUUGAAUAAGGGAGCAGUUCCGCCAUCGUUACCCCAAUUAACCUAUCAAGGGUCGUUGAAGUAUAAUGAGAAACCCAUGGGCUUCCAACUGCCUGAACGUCAACCGGAAAGGAGACCAUCUCUUCCAGAUGUCGGCCCGCACUCCAAACCCGAAGGUUUUACCUAUACUUUCACAGAUUAUACCCUACCGGAAUCGGUUUCCACCUUUACGCUGACCCGCAGUGAUUCGUUGACGAAUCCGGAUAAUCAACCGCUGAUUCUAACCAACACCAAUUCAAUUUAUAGUCCGUCGCUGAUGCAGCAGCAACCUCCGGUCCAAAUGAGUUCGCAGAAGCAACCCCAGCAGAUCAGCUAUCUAAGUGUAAACGAUCAGCACAGCUCCACUUCAAUAUCUCCGAACAACGAGGACGCUGACGAUCUGGAUUCGCUGGAUUCCCAGGAGAUGCGCGUAACUUCGAAGGUUAUGCGAGCUCCGAUGAGCCAACAGGCUAGCUAUUCCAACAACAAACCUUCCCACGUUGGCGAUAACUCACCCGAUCGCGGUUCAUUGAUUGCCCAGAAUCUGCACAAUUCGUUGAAGAAAAUUCAACAGAAGAGUCCAACACCCCCCGGACGUCAAACGACUGCACCCAGCAGCUAUCAACAACGAUCGCAGCAAGCUGUGCCGAAGCUUGAAGUAACCCCACAGACUCCGGUAGUAAACAAACCUCAUCAGUUCAAUGUUCCUUCGCACGCCAUUUACAAUAAUGUUCAGAGAUACGAACCUCCCCGGCCAGCUCCGCUGACCCGAACGGAUUCCUGGGCACACAUGCACUCUCAACCGACGUCGAACGGUUUAGCACGGACCAAAUCUAGCCAUACGCUUGCUGUUCCUCCAGUCUACGAGGGAGCCUACAAAACUCAAUCGAAUGGAACCAUAUCCGACAAGCAACGAACAAUGGAAGCCUAUUUCUCGGGACAGAAACCAUCUUUUAAUCCGUUAGCGAAGACUUCAUCUACCAGUAACUUCCUACGCGAUAAAAGCGGAAUGUCACAGAACACCGUCCGCCCUGUGUCGUAUGCCAUGGGAAACAGUUACAAUCCGGCUCAGUAUAACAUCAUGAUUUCGCAACCCGUCCAGCAGCAUAUGGGAAGUUAUCAGCAGUCGAUGUAUUCGUCGCCGUCCGUUCAACAGCGAACUCCGCUGCAUCAACCGCAACAACAACAAUACUAUCAACCAGCACUAGGUGCCGGAUUGGUUCGUAGCCGAACGAUGCCCCAUAUCCCCUUGAACAAUCUGAGCCUGCUGGACGAGGACAACGUAGAUGAUGCAUUUGAAGAGCUGAUGAGUCAAUCGUUUGCCGUGUAAUUUUUAGCCCGAGCAGGGAAUGAAUUUUGUAAACCGAAACUUGGUACUCGAAGUAGACUUCCAUUGAGGGGGGUCUCAUAACCGAGACCCCCGGGAGUCGAAAAAACAUUCCAUUUUGUAUCUGUUAACGACGACGACGACUGGCGUCCGGAUGUAAUCUGUGGUCAUCUAGCGCGUAAGGAUUUCAGUGUGAAUAGCAUCUAGUAGGCUGUGUUUUUUUUUUUGACAUGAUAGUGACAUUAAGCGGUGAACCAGUGAAACAUUAUGUAAUGAAGAAGAUAACGCGCAGAAACACAUUCGCAAAACAAGACUCCGCAUGAAAAAACUGUUGACUAGAACAAAGUUAGCUGCAUUCUCUUCUCUGUGAAAAGCAUCUCUAAAUGUUUAUGCUUACUCGUGUACUCGUGUUUGAAAACGAAUUCAUCUUUUUUUUUAAAUUUUUAUUCGGGGACAUGAACUUUUUUGUGUACGAAUUUGACUGUCACUAAAACCCAAAAAAAAAAAAACUCACGGGCCCUGGACGAGGCCCCUCUACAAAUCAGACUCUUAAACGGGGUUGGCGGCAGUGAAUAAAUCAAAUAAAUCGGACACAUCAAAGAACUUCAUGCUGCUAAUACUACCUGUACUAUUUGCCGCAACCUGGUCGUGCAAGCAUCUCUGAAUGUGCAACCUCAAUAACAACCACCGAACGAAGAUGCGGAGAAGUUCUCCGAAACUAAAAAUAGUAAAAUCAAAGUGGCAAUACGGCUACCAUACAAGUAGUAGAACUCCAAGUUACCACCACCUCAACCUCGAAAGUCCAGUCCCAAGAUGGCGGCGUGGUCACCACACGAACUACAGUGACAACAAAAACAGUCGGCCCGGCCAAACCGAUGUCAGCGAUGGCCAAAUUCCGACAGCUUGACAAGCAGA
Molecule: messenger RNA, 13085 nt
Organism: Topomyia yanbarensis
Lineage: Eukaryota; Metazoa; Arthropoda; Insecta; Diptera; Culicidae
Product: microtubule-associated protein futsch-like
Exons: 10
Coding region: 1008-12173 (3721 amino acids)
Biological process (GO): actin cytoskeleton organization
Cellular component (GO): filamentous actin; microtubule organizing center
Molecular function (GO): protein binding
Source: RefSeq, a predicted model, not a curated record